ACGCAAGUCUUUUCUGCAGGGCGGGGACAUCAUCGUCAUGAUGAAAGUUUCUUUCCUUUCUGUUCCAGCAGCUUCCGUACCAGCUACAGACGAGUGAGUGACACCGGGGAGUGACACCGAGGAGGACAGCCAGGAGCGGGGAUCUCGGCCAGUUUUCAGGACUUCAUAUUCAAUGGCAGGGAAACCAGUGAGCAGGAAGUUGAAAUGAAUUCAGAAACUGUACUUGAAGAAUAUCUCUAUAAAAGGUCACAGCAGAAAAAGUGGACAUCACCAGUGAACUACAAGGAAAGAUUGUUUGUGCUCACUAACGCCAGAUUAACGUAUUAUGAGGGACGUUCUGAGAAGAAAAACAAGAAGGGAUCUGUGGACAUCACAAAGGUCAAGUGUGUGGAAGUUGUGAAGAAUGGAACGAACGAAGUGCCUUGUCAGAAUAAAUAUGCAUUUCAGGUUGUCUACGACACAAACACAUUGUACAUUUUUGCACCCACCUCAGAGAGCCGUGACCAGUGGGUGAAGUGUAUGAAAGAAGGAAUAAAGAACAACAACUACAUAUUGCCCAAAUAUCACCCCAGGCUUUGGUCAGAUGGUGUUUAUCAGUGCUGCAGGCAAACAGAGAAACUGGCUCCAGGAUGUGAGGCAUAUCAACUCUUUGCGGGUAUUGCAUCAAAACCCCUGCCACCUACACCAGAUGCUAAGAAAAGGCCUCCGCCACCUUUGCCACCAGAACAGAAUCAGGUGGAUAAGGAAGACAAAGAGGAUAAAGUAAUUGCAAUGUUUGACUUCCAUCCUGUGGAGCCCCAUGACCUUAGACUGACCAUAGGGGAGGAAUAUGUGGUGCUUGAAAAGAAGGAUGUGCAUUGGUGGAAGGCAAGAAAUAAGUAUGGACAGGAAGGCUACAUUCCCAGCAACUAUGUGACAGAAAAAAAACUAGACAAUCUAGAUCAAUAUGAGUGGUAUAGUAGAAAUAUGAACAGAAGUAAAGCAGAACAGCUUCUCAAAAUGGAAGACAAAGAAGGCGGGUUCAUCGUUAGGAAUUCCAGCCAAGCUGGCUUGUAUACUGUGUCACUUUAUACAAAGUAUGCAGGGGAAGGUUCCUCACCAAUUCGUCAUUAUCACAUUAAAGAGACACAAGGAUUCCCCAAACAGUGUUAUCUGGCAGAAAAACAUGUCUUUAACUCUAUUCCUGAUAUGAUUGAAUAUCACAAGCACAACGCAGCAGGCCUAGUUACCAGAUUAAGAAAUCCUGUGUGCCCGAGGAAUAGGACAGCUCCUACAACGGCAGGAUUCAGCUAUGAUAAAUGGGAAAUAAAUCCUUCUGAGCUCACUUUUAUGAAGGAGCUGGGAAGCGGCCUGUUUGGUGUGGUGCGUCUUGGGAAGUGGCGAGCACAGUAUAAAGUCGCCAUCAAGGCCAUUCGUGAAGGUGCCAUGUCUGAAGAGGAUUUCAUAGACGAAGCCAAGGUUAUGAUGAAACUGACUCAUCCCAAACUAGUACAGUUGUAUGGGGUUUGUACCGAAUCGAGGCCAAUCUACAUAGUGACCGAGUUCAUGGAAUACGGCUGUCUACUGAACUACCUCCGCCAAAGACAGGGGCAAUUCAAUGCUGACAUUCUGCUCAGCAUGUGCCAAGAUGUGUGUGAUGGAAUGAACUACCUGGAACAGAACAAUUUCAUACAUCGAGACCUGGCUUCCAGAAACUGUUUAGUAAAUGAUCUUGGUGUAGUAAAAGUUUCGGAUUUUGGAAUGACAAGGUAUGUUCUUGAUAACCAGUACACAAGUUCUUGUGGAGCCAAGUUCCCUGUGAAGUGGUCACCACCUGAGGUCUUCAACUACAGCAAGUUUAGCAGUAAAUCUGAUGUCUGGUCCUUUGGUGUGUUAAUAUGGGAAGUGUUCACUGAGGGUAAGAUGCCAUUUGAGACCUACUCCAACGUGGAAGUGGUAGAGAUGGUGACAAGGGGGGAAAGACUCUACAGACCUAGACUGGCUACAAACAGGAUUUACACAAUAAUGAUGGCCUGUUGGCAUGAGAAGCCAGAAGGACGGCCCAAGUUUUAUGACCUUUUACUGGGAAUUGGCCAAAUACUGGAAGGAGAAUUAUGAAGACUUGGAAAAAGUUAUACUUCACUGACUGGAUUUUUUUUUAUUAUUAGACAAUUUAGUAGUUGGACUUCUACACUGUUGGACAUACAUUUCCCCUAUGUGGUUCCUACAUGAUUUCUUAGUUCAUUUUUACAUGUAAGAUUUUUAGAAUAUCUGGCACACUACGGGCUUUACCUUCUGUAGGUUUACCCAACUCACAAUUCCGUUUUUUGAAUGGAAUUUUUCCUUUGAUUUAUUUUCUACAUGAAAGUUCUGAAUGCUACGGCCAUUUUAAAGCAUCUGUGAAUGAAUGGUAAACGAUUUCUAAAUUGUCAACUUUUGUAACUGUGAUGCCUUCCUACGUCUGUACAUAACAUGUAUAUUUAUAUAAAUAUAUUUAUGAUAAAGAGUUUUUUUG
This is a messenger RNA of Nanorana parkeri, 2494 nucleotides long. RefSeq names its product tec protein tyrosine kinase (gene TEC). The transcript has 18 exons. Gene Ontology annotation, molecular function: ATP binding; protein binding; non-membrane spanning protein tyrosine kinase activity. Gene Ontology annotation, biological process: B cell receptor signaling pathway; T cell receptor signaling pathway; peptidyl-tyrosine autophosphorylation. The record is from RefSeq and is a predicted model, not a curated record. Lineage: Eukaryota; Metazoa; Chordata; Amphibia; Anura; Dicroglossidae. Bases 205 to 2097 code for a protein of 630 amino acids.